Molecule: messenger RNA, 5853 nt
Organism: Thamnophis sirtalis
Lineage: Eukaryota; Metazoa; Chordata; Lepidosauria; Squamata; Natricidae
Source: RefSeq, a predicted model, not a curated record
UGGGAGAUGUUGCUGUAUCAGUCAUUAGAAAAGAAAUUGAAGAUGAUUCUGAAUAUAUAUUUAAUAGUCAUCAUAAUAAACCUUAGAUACGACUCAAGAAGAGCAUGAUGAGACUACUAAUCUAUGUAAGAAAAAUGCUUCCCAAGCAAAGCAAAUAUACAAAUGUACUAGGACAAAAUAGCUGUGCAAACAUCUUGGCCCAUUGAGAGCUUUUGGAAUGUUCAGCAACAAUAGAUUGCAAGACAAAUUGCAUUAAGAUAUGCUGAUGAACCAGAUUUGAUUAUGCAAGCAAGACAGCAUUAAAGUAAUAAGGAAUGAUCUUACCAAGCACUGAACAAUCUUUAACCUCAGAAAAUGUCUGCUUGCAAUGCCUUCACUGAACAUGUGUGGAAACCUGGUGAAUGUAAAAAUUGCUUCAAGCCAAAAAACUUGCAUCAGACGCCUCCAGGCCCUGAAAAAGCUCCAGUUUCAAAUUCAAAUAUAAAAACCAAUGCAAUUCACAGCAACCAGCAUAAUAAGAAUACAGGAAAUUUUCGGCCACCUGUGGCAAAGAAACCCACCAUCGCUGUGAAACCCACCAUGGUGACAAUAGAUGGACAGGGUAUGUGUGGUGAAAUCACCUCACAAGAUCUUUGUGAGAACAAACCAGCUCUUGUAGGUUGGAAUCAAAAUAUAACUGCUUUGAAGAAAAAGCCAUUGAAUAAUAACAACAAUAAUGAAGAAGAGGAAGAAGAGGAGGUUGAAAAUUACAGUCAUAUUCAUAGAUCUUUUGGAAAUAACGAUGAUACAGAUAAAGCUCCAAGCAACAAUAAUGGACUCACUGAUGUAUUGAAGGAAAUUGCCGGCUUAGAUCAUUCAACUUUCCUAACAAGAAAUGAAAUUAAUUCAAGGGAAGUAUUCUUGGGACGAAUAAACACUUGUUAUAAGAAGUCAUUAGAAAGAAAGGUCCCUCCAAGUUGCCUGAUGGAUGGAACAAAGUCACAAAAUAAGCAUGUUGUUUUGAGUGGAACCACUGCUGUCAUAAGCAGUGAGGGUGGCCGUUUCUGCUACCCUGAAUUCUCCAGUGGAGAUGAAAGUGAGGAUGACCUGUUUUUUGGCAGCAUCCAUGAUGAUCAUGAGAGCUGGGAUGAAAGUGACGAAGAGUUGCUAGCAAUGGAAAUUCGCAUGAGGGGACAGCCACGUUUUGCUAAUUUUAGGGCGAAUACGCUGUCACCUGUUCGAUUUUGUGUUGACAAGAAAUGGAAUACAGUGCCUUUAAGGCAUAAGUCUCUUCAGAGAUUUUGUGCAGUAGACUACGAUGACAGCUAUGAUGAAAUUUUGAAUGGCUACGGAGAUGACCCUGUAAUCCUUUUUGGACCAGAAGGCGUUCAGAGCAUGGUUUCAUCCGAUUCUAUGUCCCCUGAUUCUUCUCUGACUGAAGAAUCUCAUUCCGGAACGGCCAGCAGUUCUUCCCAAAAGCUUUGCAAUGGUAGAGUGUCUCCUAACAGUCCUAAAGGUAGCAGAUUAAUGGGAGGAGGAGGAGGUGAUAACAGGUUUUCUGAUGACCAGCAAGUUAAAGUUUCAAUUAAAAACACUCAAAACACUACCCAGAUUGUAGAGACCCACAAAGCUGUGCUUGCUGUUAGACUAGAAGAAAAAGAUAGCAAGUCUGCUAUCCCCAGUGAUAAGCAAGAAUGGAAAAGUUCCUUAAAUACACCAGUUCAGACAACAACUACAAAUUUGAUCCCCGUGGAAGAACAAGCAAAGCCUUACAGAGUAGUAAAUAUGGAACAACCAGUGUGCAAACCUUAUACAAUAGUGGAUGUAUCAGCAGCCAUGACACAUGAAAGUAUAGAGAAUCGGGCAAAAAACCUGGAUACCAGAUACAUUCGGUCUAACCCAAAUUCACCAGAUCCCCUCAGUACAAAUGCUAUACCCCAUUCUGUGUCAUGUGGGCAAGUAACUCCUAAUCUUAAAAAAUCCAACACUGCCAGAUACCAGGAAGUUUGGACUUCCAGUACAAGUCCGCGACAAAAAAUCGCCAAAGUGGAAUUAACUGCCAAUGUUCCAGGACCUUCUGUUCCUGUAAGGAGAAAUAUCCUUAAAUCGGCUCCCACUUCUCCUACGUCAACACACAUUUCUACAAAAACAAUCCCGGUCAAGUCCCCUAACUUGUCCGAAAUAAAAUUCAACAGCUAUAAUAAUGCCGGCAUGCCCCCCUUCCCGAUUAUUAUUCAUGAUGAGCCAACUUAUGCUAGAUGUUCCAAAAAUGCCAUCAAAGUUCCUAUUGUAAUCAAUCCCAAUGCAUACGACAACCUGGCCAUCUAUAAAAGCUUUUUAGGCACGAAUGGAGAGCUUUCCUUUAAAGAUAAGACCACUAGUAUCAUCAGCCAUACAUAUGAAGAGAUAGAAACAGGAAGCACCGUAUCUGAAAAUAUACCUACUAGGUCUGCAGAAUUACCCCAAGCGAAAGGUUCAGGCAGUAACACUGAGAGGAGGCUGGGCUCUGUAGCUCAGAAGGUUCAGGAAUUCAAUAGCUGCCUUGGAAAAGGUCAGGCUUCACCCAAGAUGUCUUGUCGUGGCUCUCCAACAAAAAUACAAAGAACGUUUCAGGAGUCUUCAGCUGAAGUAGACGAUAAUCAGGAAAUAUCUAAUGGCGGUCGGGAAAAUGCCUGUGCAGUACUGUCACAGAUUGUAGCAUCAAUCCAACCUCCACAAUCUCCCCCGGAAGCCCCUCAGGCUGGCCCUAAGUCUUGCAGCGUUGAAGAACUCUACUCCCUGCCUCCUGAUGCAGACCCAGACAAGAGCACCUCAUUGCGACCAAAAUCCCUUUUUUCAGUGCAACCUCACCCUAAUGCUGAGGGAAUCAAAUCCACGGAAGUUGCGUCCAAGGAAAUCCCUUCCAAAUCCCCAAUCGUGCAGCCUUCAAAACCCAUGGCAUUGUCUCCGAGUCCCAAAACUGAACAGGCUCCCCCUUUCCCACCUCCACGAUCCACCUCUUCACCUUAUCAUGCCAGCAAAGUGUUGCAAAAGCAUUUCGGCAACUGGAGCAAGCCCCUGAGCCCAUCUAGAUCCACUGAGGCUGAAUCCGUUUUGCAUUCAGAAGGUAGGCGAGCGGUCGAUGCCAAACCAAAGAGAUGGAUAUCCUUUAAGAGCUUCUUUCGCCGCAGAAAGACCGAAGAAGAGGAGGACAGAGAAAGAGAGAAGGGGAAACUUGUGGGUCUUGAUGGAACUGUCAUUCAUAUGCUUCCGCCACCUCCUGUCGAACGUCACAAUUGGUUCAGUGAAUCCAGAUCAGAUUCCAGUGAGAAACCAUCCGUUGUUUUUAUGUUUAAAUGUGAUCAGGCAAAGUUGGAAACAAAAACCAAUCUAACCAAAACUGAAGUAGAGCCCACCAUUGAAGUCAUAACAGCAGUGAGGGGAGAGACCGAAAAUCAUCCGGAGACACCGGAAGAAAGCUUAAAGAGUCACCCCUCUUCACCCCAACUUCCAAAGGAAAUUCUCAGUCAAGUGCCUGAUGAGAAAACAAAACCUGUGGAAAAUGUGUCCCCUCCAAUUCCAAUUUCUGCAUUUGAAAAGCAGGAUGUUGACAGCCCUACAUUCCACACCCCAGAAAUAUUACAGUUGGAAGAUGAGAGAGAAGAAAUGUCUGAUUCUUCUGACCUGAGUGCCUGCAGUGCUACCUAUAGUAACUUGGGGCAAUCCAGAGCAAAAAUGAUGCCUCCAAAGCGUCCCCGGCAACUCAAAGGAGCUUUGGAGGACGCCAUAGUAUUUGGGGGAAUAUCCGAUCCAGAAAUAUCAGCCAUCUUCCACCCCACCCCACCUCCCCUGCCAAAGAAGACCAUUUUGAGAGCGCACACCGAACCACUCCCGAAGGACCUCCAGAAGCAGGCUGUUGAAAGUAGCCUCUGUGUGAUGGCUAACCCUACCUAUGACAUCAACACCAACUGGGAAGGAAGCAGCAUCUGCUCUUCUGUCAGCUCAGAUUUCAAGGCAGUGGACAAUGAAUCCGGGGAUUCUCUGGGCAGAGCCCCAGAAAAGGCAAUUCCAUCUACCACCAACCUUGCCGCUAUCAGUAUGAAGAGCAGUGGUUCCACCAGCAUGGAGUCCGUCUCCGUUAGGCCUGUUGCCCACAGUAAGCAGGGCAAAGCGGGCCCAAAGCCCCAUCAGCUUUAUAGAGGCAUUGAAAACAGGGAAGAGGUCGUGAACAAGAUCAGAAGCCUCCACGCAGAUUCACUGAAGAAACUGUCGGCCAGAUGUGAGGAUCUUUUUAUGGCCGGGCAGAAAAAUCAACUUCGAUUUGGGGUAGACAGUUGGUCGGACUUCAGAUUAACCAGCGACAGGCCAUGCUGCGAGGCAGGAGACGCUGUAUACUACCCUGCUUCUUACGCGAAAGAUUCACUCAACAAUUAUGCAGUCAAGAUUUGUAAGAGCAGAGCUAAAGAAUCCCAGCAAUAUUACCACAGUUUGGCCAUUCGCCAGAGCUUGGCUAUUCAUUUCAACAUACAGCAGGAUUGUGGCCACUUUCUGGCAGAUGUACCUGUUCGUCUCCUUCCAUGGGAAGAUCCCGAUUCAGCUGAAGAAGAGGAUGAGGCUGAACAGAAGAGCGAAGAGAGCUCCUCUCCAUUGGACAAUUCCCAGGACAGUCCAGGUCCCCAAAGUAUCUUCACUAAGCAGCGCAGCAGAGUUGUUGUUAUUACCCGGGAGGUUCCCUACCUAUCAGUGGCCGAUUUUGUGCAAAGUUCUGUGGAGCACCACUCUAGAUGUCCCGAUCUGUACGAAAGACAAGUGUGCCUACUACUCUUACAGUUGUGUUCCGGUCUAGAGCACCUAAAACCCUAUCACAUCACCCACUGCGAUCUGCGUUUGGAGAAUCUUUUGCUGGUAGGCUGUCGGGCAAGCAAAAGCCUUCUGAACCCUGACCUGGCGGAGCUCAACCCCGGUGCUGCUUGCCCCACCCGGCUUUUGGUGAGCAAUUUCUCCCAAGCCAAGCAAAAGAGUCACAUGGUGGAUCCGGAGAUUCUGAAGGACCAGUCUCGCCUUGCCCCAGAAAUCAUCACCGCCAUGCAGUAUAAGAAAUGUGACGAAUUCCAGACUGGCAUCCUCAUUUACGAAAUGUUGCACCUGCCCAACCCUUUUGAUGAGAAUCCAGAGCUGAAAGAGAAGGAAUACACUUGGGCUGACCUACCCCAAGUCCCUCGCCGGUCACUUUAUUCCCUGGGGCUUCAGAAGCUGGCUGCUUGCCUGCUGAACCCCAACCCAUCCGAAAGGAUCCUGAUAUCUGAGGCCAAGAGCGUCCUCCAGUGUUUGCUUUGGGGUCCUCGGGAGGAUUUGUUUCAGAGUCUCAGGGCCUCUACUAAACCUUCCCAAAGGGAGGCCGUGCUCCAAAACUGGCUGGACAUCAAACGGACCCUGUUGAUGAUUAAGUUUGCCGAAAAGUCUUUGGACAAGGAAUGUCAAGUCAGCCUUGAAGACUGGCUUUGUUGUCAGUAUCUGGCUUUUGCCACUAUAGACUCGCUCAGUCGCAUAGUGAAAAUUAUGCGACAGCAUUAGUUUCCUAGGAGUGGUUUCUUCACUUGGAUAAGCCCAAAUCCUUUCCUUGGCUCAAGUUUCAUGCUGGGUUAACAUUCUUAUCUAGGUCUUGAGGUCACCAGCACUGAGCAAACAGAUUUCGACAGGAAGUUCCAUUUCCAGUCUUGCACGCAUGGGAGAGGUCUGAAAACCAUCACACCACUGUGAGUGGGCGAGGAAGGUGAAAAGGUAGUAAGGAAGCCAUUUAUUUCUGUUACGCCUGUUCUGAAGCAGACUUGCUAUAAUGACUGCGAACAGAACUGAGUCAGCACCAAUCGAGCACCAAAAUCUUUUUUUUAAAAA